Purpureocillium lilacinum is the source of this 243-nucleotide messenger RNA. NCBI's taxonomy places the organism in Eukaryota, Fungi, Ascomycota, Sordariomycetes, Hypocreales, Ophiocordycipitaceae. The record is from RefSeq and is a predicted model, not a curated record.
AUGUUGGAGACCCCAUCCGCGACACUCGACUACGCCCUCCUACACACCAGCAAGGUCUCGCCGCGCGACCGCGCCGUUGGUACUCGUGCUACUCAACAUAAGGCCAACCACCUACAUCACGCAAGACUCUCAUCCUCGUCGCAGCGAUUUCUUACGCCACUCUCUUGCGUGCAUGUGGGUUCUGCUUGCCUGUCGUGUCGGCUGGCAGCUCGCCACGUAUGCCAACUGCUGCUACCUCUCUAG